GCCCCGCCCCUCCUCCGCUGUCACGCGCCCCGCCCCGUUCCAGAGGCUGUGGCCAUGGCGGCGGCGGCGGCCUCGCAGCGAGACCCGGGGGACUGGCAGGACUUCUCGGGCUUCCAGCCCCCCGCGGGGAGCGGUGCCGAGGCCGCCCGCGACAAAGGCAACUGGGGCGGCGGGGACCUGGGAGCGAAGCUGUCGCUGUGCUUUGAGCCCCCGCAGGCCCGGGCCGGCGGCGAGAGCCGCGUCGCGCUGCGGCCCCUCACGGAGCAGAGCGCGCUGCAGGAUGACGAGAUUUGGAAUGCUUUGACUGAUAAUUAUGGUAAUGUAAUGCCAGUUGAUUGGAAGUCUUCCCACACCAGAGCUUUGCACUUGCCAACACUGAAUCUUUCAGAAAAAGGGGUAAAUGAUAACUUGAACCUUGACCUGUCAGAUGAUGAAGAGCUGAGAGAACAGUUGGAUAUGCAUUCCAUCAUUGUUUCCUGCAUCAAUGAUGAACCACUCUUCACAGCAGAGCAGGUGAUUGAAGAAAUAGAGGAAAUGAUGCAGGAAUCACCUGAUCCAGAAGAUGAUGAAACGCCCACCCAAUCAGAUCGGCUCUCCAUACUUUCACAGGAAAUUCAGACACUCAAGAGAUCCAGUACAAACAACAGCUAUGAAGAGAGAGUAAAAAGACUGUCUGUUGCUGAGUUAAAUGAACUGCUAGAAGAAAUUGAGACCGCUAUUAAGGAUUAUUCUGAGGAACUGAUACAGCAGUUGGCUCUACGAGAUGAGUUGGAGUUCGAGAAGGAAGUGAAAAACAGCUUCAUUUCUGUCCUGAUAGAAGUACAAAACAAACAGAGAGAACACAAAGAAACGGCAAAGAAGAAAAAGAAGCUGAAAAAUGGUAGUCCUCAGAAUGGCAAACAAGAAAAAGGUCAUAUGCCUGGAACACGCUUCAGCAUGGAAGGGAUCUCAAAUGUCAUACAGAAUGGCUUCCGCCACACGUUUGGAAACUCGGGUGGAGAGAAACAGUAUUUAACAACCGUCAUUCCUUAUGAGAAGAAAAAUGGACCCCCAUCUGUUGAAGAUCUUCAGACAUUAACCAAAAUCCUGCAUGCCAUGAAAGAGGAUAGUGAGAAAGUGCCAAGUUUGUUAACAGACUAUAUUUUAAAGGCAUUGGUUUGAAAGCUGGAUUGCUCUGAGUUCUGUGUCCUACAUGAAGAGGGCUGCCUCUCAGAAUUAGCCAUGCCUCUCCUUGUGAUAAGAAGCUUUCCGUGGGUAGCACUCAGUAUUUUUUCAUUUGGCACUAUACCUAAACCAGUAUGCAUUUACUUCCUCUGUAUGUGCGUGGAUUUUCUGAUCCCACAGUAAGUCUUCUGGGCAUGACAACUCAUCCAUUUUAACUUAAUAGUGCAAUGAACUGGAGCAAGGAACAAACAUUGUACAGUUUUACUCACAUUGUUCUGGCUUUUUAAAGUCUAUUUUUACAUUGUAUAGCAUGUAGUAAAUCCUCCUGUACAUUUUGUUGUUGGAAGGAGAAGUAAACUUUGAAUGGUGUAAAUAAAAUAAGCCUCAUUUUAAGGAAUCUGUGUUUAAAAGAAUCCUUAGUUCCUAUAGCAAAGAUCCAAAAAGGAUCAUAGUUCGGCUUGAACUAAAAGGUUCAAGUGCAUUCUCCGGGAAGCACUCCAGAACAGUGUUGGUGCAAGUCUGCAUUCAACACUUCUUUUAAAAUGGGAACUUUUGAUUGAACUAAACAACAGCAUUGUUCAUGCAGUGAACAAAUCCAGAUUAUUUGAUGGUUUGGCAUAAGUAAUCAAUGCAUUACCUUUCCUUGUUAUCUAACACAAACAUGCGAGUAAUGUAGUAGUUCAUACUUGUUUUUAUUUUAGUUACUAA
Messenger RNA from Cuculus canorus (common cuckoo), 1872 nucleotides. RefSeq names its product fasciculation and elongation protein zeta 2 (gene FEZ2). Gene Ontology annotation, cellular component: cytoplasm; axon. The transcript has 10 exons. The record is from RefSeq and is a predicted model, not a curated record. Bases 55 to 1161 code for a protein of 368 amino acids. NCBI's taxonomy places the organism in Eukaryota, Metazoa, Chordata, Aves, Cuculiformes, Cuculidae.